This is a messenger RNA of Mugil cephalus (flathead mullet), 2446 nucleotides long. RefSeq names its product zinc finger DHHC-type containing 24 (gene zdhhc24). The coding region runs from base 103 to 978 and encodes 291 amino acids. NCBI's taxonomy places the organism in Eukaryota, Metazoa, Chordata, Actinopteri, Mugiliformes, Mugilidae. Gene Ontology annotation, cellular component: endoplasmic reticulum; Golgi apparatus. Gene Ontology annotation, molecular function: protein-cysteine S-palmitoyltransferase activity. Gene Ontology annotation, biological process: peptidyl-L-cysteine S-palmitoylation; protein targeting to membrane. The record is from RefSeq and is a predicted model, not a curated record. The transcript is spliced from 4 exons.
GUAUUUUUAUGUAACACCGGCGAGCGCCGUGAUUCCGUCCGGAUUGUAAAUUGCAGAGAGCAUGUAAGAGAGCACGAAGAGGCGGAAGAGCACAAACACAACAUGACGAGUUUUGCCAGCAAAGCGUUCUGCAGGACGGAGAAGCUGUUCCACCAUCUCCCCGUGGUCCUCAACACAUUCCUGGUGUUCUCCAUCACCGCGGAGGUGAGCUACCUGGUGAUCGUCGAGGCUCCGCUGGAGGCAGACCAGAAGAAGACGGAGUGGUCUUCCUGGUGGAAGAUGAUCCACCUGCUGGCCCAGUACUUCAUGCUGCUCAACAUCUGCUGGAACGCCAUGCUCUUCGUCAGGACCAGCCCCAGCAUCAAGGGGGUGUUCCUGGGAGGAGAAGGCAUGGGCCAGGGGUGGAGGUACUGUUACACAUGUGAGACGCACACCCCUCCCCGCUGCUCCCACUGCUACGACUGCAAGGUGUGCAUCCUGCGGCGGGAUCACCACUGCGUCUUCUUUGGCCAGUGCGUGGGCUUCCGCAAUUACCGCUUCUUCCUGAGCUGCCUGUUGUUCAUGUGGUCGGGGCUCCUGUACGCCACGCUGAUGAAUGCAGAGGUCUUCAUCGUCAUACUGAAGGAGGGGGUGACGGUGCACAGCAUCCUGCUGCUGCUCAUACCCUGGAUCAUGCUUGUGUCAGGCCAGGUCUCAGCACGUGCCUUUGCCUUUGCCUUCAUCGCUGACACAUGUGUGGUGGGUUUCCUGCUGGUAUCCGGCUUCUUUUUCUUCCACCUUUUCUUGCUGUUUCGGGGUCAGACCACCAGGGAGUGGUACUCAUCUCGCCGACCCUACAACCUGGGACUCCUGGGUAACCUGCGUGACACGCUGGGCCUUCGCUGGUACCUCUGCUGGCUCUGCCCGCUGAUCCCGUCACAUCUGCCUGGAGAUGGGAUAAGCUUCCAGGUCACCGGUUCACUGGAACCCACCCGGUAACAGCUGGAAGCCUGAACAGGCCUCGUGUCUUUACUUUGGUGUCGAUGGUUAUUGUUAUCAGGAGCAGCAGCAGGGAUGAUCGCCUCAGUGCAAAAAGAGGUAGCCUGGGUUGGGAAGCAGCUAUGACAGUGUGUGGUUGUUUAAGAUGUUUUUGGUUAUAACUGUCUGCCAGUAUCUUCUCUGUAGCAUUUUGCUGUAUUCAGGAAAAGAAAUCAAAGGUAUUCUUUGGAAGGUAAUCUGUACACUUAUUGAGCCCAGCCUCAGAAUAUUAACACAGAAAUCAGUAGUGUUACUUUGGAAUACUGAGCACUGAAAAUAUAUGUUUAUAAAAACAACACUGAAAUAAGAAUGUAUUUUAUCGAUUGUGAAAAAUGUAGAAUUUUUAACCCUGACAAUGAGUCAGUGGACAGUGGAGCUCUUGGGAGUGUUGAUGAUGGCUAAUUAUUCUGGGUUUUCCCAUAAUGCUUAAGCUGCCUGGAUCUUAAGGUCAUACAAAUGUGACUUAUACUGUUCCUAAUUAAACCGCAGGAUUAUAAAAGACACAAUCAUUAGCUUCAUAUUUUUUUCCUGUGUUUUAGCCGCUGGGCUCACAAUGUGCUUUCCCACUUGUCUGCAUCCACUCCUGAGCUCCAGCUGAGUUUAUUACUCUGACCUUUUCACUGGGUAUUGUUGUGUCCUGCGGAAAUAGGAUCGCACUGACAUCAGGUUCACAAUGACAACAAUCAUGUAAGCUGCAAAGAAAAGAACCAGCAGAAUCAGUACAUGGAUACAGUAUUUUAACGUUCUGUAUGGAUGUUAUAUUCAAACAGUCUGUCUCCAUGUUACAUUGAUUUUUCAGUCAGUCAAGGAGUUGAGCAAUGACUGGGCCUUAGACACACCUACUGUACACAUUGCAUACUGUAUGCUAAUCUUUGUAGCAUCUUGAUUAUUGCCGUUUUGCUGACACUUAACCGUUCUAUAAAGCACUAACUCUGACUGCUUGUGACCAGAGAAUCUCACCGCCAGUUAAGUUUAUCGAUGAAAAAUUUAGAUUUAAUUUUACGGACUUUUACCUCAACGUUUUGAGUGUAUUUACUCCUGUCACCAGCUUUAAGUCAGCAUGUCAUAUGGAUUUGGGACACUGCCAACAAUCCUUCUUUUCCUCUCUUUUGCACCUUUUUGAUUUUAGUUCUUGCCUUAAUGUUUACAAAAUUACAAGCCUUUAUUUUGACAGGUGCUUUUACAUGCCACUAAAUUUACAUUAUAACCAAAAGUAUUUCUUGCUCUUGCUAAACAUAAAUGUCUGCCUUUUCUUUUUUUGCGGUUUCAUCUGGAUCGCACUAUGUUGUGUUUGCUUUUGCUAUUUAAAAGUGCUUGAAUAAAAUGUGUGAAGGGAAUAACUGACAUCUUAUUUGUAUUGUUGUAUAUUUUGUACUCUGAAAAUUACUGUGGUUUAAGAAGUGCUGUGAUAAUUAAACAUGGAGAAGUA